Messenger RNA from Nilaparvata lugens (brown planthopper), 3632 nucleotides. RefSeq lists its product as uncharacterized. The record is from RefSeq and is a predicted model, not a curated record. The transcript has 14 exons. NCBI's taxonomy places the organism in Eukaryota, Metazoa, Arthropoda, Insecta, Hemiptera, Delphacidae. Bases 747 to 3632 code for a protein of 961 amino acids.
AGCAAGUAGGCAGAUCACAAAAUAGAAUCGUAAAGUUUACUGUGAUUCCGCCGCAAAUUUUGUCCAAAAUGCAACGUAUGAUCGAGAUAAAAUAUGAAAAGUCUAAUGGCGUGUGGUACCAUAUUAAUGAUGGGGUUUUCUAUUCUACAACGGGCAGAGACAAGACACGCGUUUAUUUAAAAUGUGAAGUUUCAAGUGCUCACUCUCAUGGUCCUCAUUUCUACCAGGAACAAGUGUUGAAUCUGAGGACAGCUAUUUUGAAACGGUGUGCUGAAAGUAGACCUGACUUCUUCUAACAAUAUUUGACUUCUAUUCAGAUAAUAAGAAAUUCAUCAAGGGAGCGGUUUGAAUCAGUGGUCGAGUUAUAAGCUAUCGCUUACAUAAGUUAAGAAUCAUGCACCUGCUACUCCCUUUGGAAGGGUGACCGCUUGAGCCAAAUCCUCUGAAUGUGAUUCAAACAUGCAUUUCUUAUUAGUUAGUUUGUUUAAUAAUUUAGAGGUUAUGUUACAAGCUUUGAUUUUAAUAGAAAGAGGUUGUUGUGUUUUCGUGCAUUGGCGAAUCAGUUGCAGUUUCACUGCAUGCCAGUGACAGCUCAGUAACAGUUAUCACUAUGAAUGGAACUGCUCUAUAAAUACGUUACCAACGCAAGCGCAUACUCUUCUAAGCGAGAGUAAAAUUCCUACAGUGAGACACGCGUACCAAAAGGACCAGAACCACCUUGAGUAGACAAAUUCGAUUCCAUCAACAUGGAAGGUGGCGUUCUGGAGAUAGAAGGGGAUAAGCCGAAGUGUACAUGGUACCAUAUCAAUGAUGGCUACUUCUACAUCCCAUCAAGCAGUGGCGCAAAUCAUUUGUAUUUAAAAUGUAAGAUAUCAAGGUGUAAAGGCAGAGCAACGAUGCCAAAGAAUAAAGACGAGAGAACAUUUGAAAAUUUCAAAGUGACCGUCUCUCAUUCCCACGACCCCGAUUUCAAUCAGCUGACUUUACAAAAUCUGAGAAGAAGGAUAAUGGAUAGAUGUUCCACUGAGGAAACCCCAUUCCUGACAAUUUGGAACGAGGAGACAGCCAGAAUUGAUGCUCAGGUGAUGACUGAACUAGAAGGCCGCAUAUCUUUCAAGAGUCUGACAUGUUCCAUGAAAAGGGCUAGAAACUCACAACAGUCCAAACCACCGACUACGCUCCAUGAGUAUGGUGUGGCUCUUCUAAAGUCGCUGAAAUACCUGAAAACUGUGAGGGACAGUGACUUCUACCUGUCCAUGGUUGAGAGUGACGAGGGUGGAGUUUCGGUGAUAUUCGGAUCGCCAGAAUUCAUGGAGCUACUACCAGGAGUUGAGGAACUCCAUUUGGAUGGCACAUUCAAUGUGCGUCCUAUGAAGUCACUGUCCUUCCAUAUGUUGACAAUAAUGACUAUGCACCUGUCCAGUGCUUUUCCGGUUUUCUUCAUACUCAUGGAGAAAACCAAUGAAGCAGCUUAUACCGAUGUCUUUAGAUUCAUGAAAAAGAGAGUGCCGUCAUUGAAUCCAUCAGUGUUUAUCACUGACUUCAAAAGUACUCUCCAAGACUGCCUAUCAAAAGAGUUUCCUGGCAAAGAAAUAGUAGGCAGUUGGUUUCACGCUGCAAUGGAUAUGAGAAGAAAAGCGGCGGAGCUUGGACUCUUCCAUUUUCUGAGAGAGAGCCCAAUGGUUAAAAUGAUUCUGAAGAUGGUUAUGGCCUUGCCCCUCCUUCCAAGCAAGAACAUUGCUAAUGGCUAUGAUGUUAUCACGGAAUUUGCGCUAGAGAAAGGAGUCUACGACAGGAUGGAGAGAUUCCUACAGUAUGUGGAUCGUACUUGGAUUAAAGGUGUUGGAUCUGAGAGAUUAUCUGUAUACAGACAGGAGCAUAGGACCAUUAAUCAUCAGUGCUCUUUUCAUAAUUCUUUAAGUCACCUAAUGAACGGUGCCCAUCCCAAUGUUUGGAGAUUUACUGAAUCACUAAAAAUGACUGAGAACCUCAAAUACGAGAAAUACAAAUCCAUGCUGCAAAGAAGUGAUAGCAGCUCAAAAUCGGUGACAAACAUCUUGCAGUAUCCCAGAAUCCAACAGGCUUUGCAUCUGCUUGAUGAUGAAAGGACAACCGUCCUGGGGUUUCUUCAAAAAGUUUCUCACUGCUUUGAUAGUAUUGUUGAUAUAGAACUGUUCCGAGAUGAAGAUGUCAUCGAUACACUUGAUAUAGGAAAAGAUGAAGGUGGUCAGUUGGUGGAGAAUGUGCCAAUUGUUGUUGAAAUAGGAGAUGAAAAUCAGGAAGAAAGUCAAGAGAAUGAGUCAUUAACCGAUGGAGACAUUAAAAUUGGAGAUUUCAAGAUGGUCGAGAUGGAUGCUGAUGUUCUGGAAAUACCGGGGCAAAAACCGAAUAGUACCUGGUACCAUGCGAAUGAUGGUUACUUCUACCUGUUAAGAAACAGUGACAAAUCUCGUUUGUAUUUAAAGUGCAAGGACUCGAAGUGUAGAGGGAGAGCGUCGAUGCCGGUGGAAAGAAGACUUCUGGAGACAUUCAGAAUUACCGUCCCCCAUUCUCAUGGCCCCGACUUCCAUCAGCUGCCUCUGCUUGAACUCAGAAGGAAGAUCUUGGAACGGUGUUCCAAAGAAGUCACUCCACUCCUCACUAUUUGGAAUGAGGAGAUGACCAAGGUAGAGCCUCACCUGCUUUCUGCACUGGAAGGCCGUUUCACUUACAAGAGUCUCAAGUCCUCCAUGCACAGGGCUAGAGCGUUACAACAGUUAGAAAUACCGCCGAAUCUCCAGGAGUACGGUGUGGCUCUUCUAAAUACGAAAUCGCAGAAAACCCUGCGCGGCAGUGACUUCUACAUGGCGACCAUUGAGAGUGCCGACGGUGGAGCUUCGGUAAUAUUCGGAUCACCCGAACUCAUAGAUCUACUGCCGGGAGUUGAGGAACUGCAUUUGGAUGGUACAUUCAGUGUGCGCCAAUUGGAGCCACCGUUCCAGAAAAUGUUGACAAUCAUGUUGAUUCACAUGUCUCAUGCUCUCCCGGUUUUUUUCAUACUCAUGGAGAAAAACAAUGAGGCAGCCUACACCGAUGUCAUCAACUUCAUAAAAUCGAAGGUUCCAUCAUUGAAUCCAUCAGUGUUCAUCACUGACUUUGAUAAAGCUAUUCAAAAAUGCCUAUCAAAAGAGUUUCCUGGCAGAAAAAUUGUAGGAAGUUGGUUUCACGUAGCCAUGGUAAGUUUCAACAAUCGUAUUCAACAAAUAUCAUGUCGCGGGUUGAUCGCUCUCCCGGUUUUCUUCAUACUGAUGGAGAAAAACAAUGAGGCAGCCUACACCGAUGUCAUCAACUUCAUAAAAUCGAAGGUGCCAUCAUUGAAUCCAUCAGUGUUCAUCACUGACUUCGAUAAAGCCAUUCAAAAAUGCCUAUCAAAAGAGUUUCCUGGCAGAAAAAUUGUAGGAAGUUGGUUUCACGUAGCCAUGGAUAUGAGAAAAAAAGCAGGGGAGCUUGGACUCAGUCAUUUGUUGAGAGAGAGUCAAAUGGCGAAGAAAGUUUUGAAGAUGGCAAUGACCUUGCCCCUUCUCCCAAGCCACAAAAUUGUUGAUGGUUUUGAUGUUAUCACGGAAUUCGCGUUCGAAAAAAGGAGUCCAUGA